AUGUUACCCAAAUUAAAUCAAAGUUCUUCAACUUAAUAAGUCAAGUCUUAAGAAGAUUUUAGUUUAAAUGAAGCAAAAAAACGUUAAAAAUUACUUGAGUUAGAAUAGUAAAAUGUUGAAAACAGAAUUAAAUAACUUACUAAAGAGAAUGAGAAACUGUCCAAAAAAGUACAAAUGGCAGAACAAUUAGCCUUAGAUGUUUAUGCUUCUCGUCUUGCCUAAAAGAUAAAAGUAAUUGUUUAUUUCUUAUCAUAAAACUUAGAAAGAAUAAAAAUUGCAAUAAUAAUCGAUUUUAGAUCCCUUAAAAUAUUAAUAAACUUAAUAUGAAAGAAUGAAUCUUAAAAAAAUGAAAUAAGAAGUUAAAGAAAUGAAACAUAAUGAUGCACUAUAAAUGAAAAAUUCAAUAAAAUAUGAAUUGAUGAGAACUAGCUAAGAGUAAGCCAAAAAAGUAUAAAAUCUGAAAUUGAGAGCUGCUUUAAUUAAAGAAGAAGAGAAAUUAUCAUAAGCAGUGAUUCAAGAAAAACUACAAGAGAAACAAUAAAAAGUGAGAUUGUUACUGGAACUUGAAAAAUAAAAGAUUCUUAUAGAAAAUGAAAAAUAUGAAUACUAAAUCAAAUAAUUGGAAGCUCAAGAAAUUAAAUUAGUCGAAAAACUAUAAGCUACUUAAUAGAGAGAAUAAGAUGUUAAAUAAAAAUUAAUGGCAGCAACUAGGCUACCUCCAGAAGAUUUUGACAAAACUUACUUAGGUGGUUAAUCAAUCAUUUUAGAAUAAAAAAAUUAUGUAAUUUUAAUCAAUAUAUUUUUAAGGAAAAAACAGAAGAAGAACAAAAAGAGCAAUAAGAGGAACCACAAAAAAAUGAUUAAGAAGAAGGGAAUGAAGGAUAACAAGGGACUUAAACUGAUUGA
Messenger RNA from Paramecium sonneborni, 906 nucleotides. Lineage: Eukaryota; Ciliophora; Oligohymenophorea; Peniculida; Parameciidae. The record is from the annotation of a GenBank genome assembly.